AUGGGGAGGCAGGGGCCAGUCAUCGGCAGGACGUCCCAGGCUCAGCAAGGUGGAGCCGGGCUGCGAAUCCUGUGUCUGGUGCUCUGCGGCCCGCUGACCCCUGCACGAGGGGACCCUGGGGCUCUGCUGCGGUUGGGCAUGGACGUCAUGAAUCGUGAGGUCCAGAAUGCCAUGGAUGAGACCCAUAUCUUGGAGAAGACGGCAGCUGAGGCAGGCAAAAAACUCCCAGGCGUGAAACCCAUCAAAGGCAUCACUGAUCUGAAGGUAAAGGAUGUGCAGAUACCAGUCAUCACACUGAACUUCCUACCUGGGGUGGGCAUCUUCCAGUGUGUGUCCACGGGCAUGACCAUCACUGGAAAGAGAUGAGUAUGCUUCAUGGGUGGGAACAUGGAUAUCAUCGUGGUCCUGAACAUCACAGCCACCAACCGGCUUCUGCAGGAUGAGGAGACGGGCCUCCCCCUGUUCAAGAGCGAGGGCUGUGAGGUCAUCCUUGUCAGCGCGAAGACGAACCUGCCUAGCAACAUGCUGCCCAAGGUGGUCAACAAGUUCCUGGACAGCACCUUACCCAAAGUUCUUCCUGGCCUGAUGUGUCCAGCCAUUGAUGCGGUCCUGGUGUAUGUGAACAAGAAGUGGGCCAACCUGAAUGGUGACCCCUUGCCCGUGGGCCAGAUGGGCACCGUCAGAUAUGUCCUGGCGUCCAUACCGACCACCACAGCCAGCUACAUUCAAAUGGACUUCAGUCCUGUGGUGCAGCAGCAAAAGGGCAACACCAUCCAGCUUGCUGAUGCCGGGGAGGCCGAGUUCCCUGAGGACUAUGCCGAAGGCUCCUCACAGCUGCUGCUCUCAGCCACCUUCCUCACAGCAGAGCUUGCUCUUCUGCAGAAGUCCUUUGAUGUGAAUGUCCAGGAAAUGACGAUUGGCGAGCUGCCCCCACAAACCACUGAGACACUGGCUGGCUUCAUCCCUGAAAUGGCCAAGGCCUAUCCCAAGCCGAAACCCCUGGUGACCCAGAUCAGGAUAAACAAGCCCCCCAAGGUCACUAUGAAGACAGGCAAGAGCCUGCUGCACCUCCAUGGCACCCUGGAGACGUUUGCUCCUCUGCUGCGGGGCAAGGCUCCUGUAUCCCUCUUUCUCCUGGAAAUUCACUUCAACCUGAAAAUCCAGUACUCAGUUGGUGAGGACCGGCUGCAGAUGGCCACCUCUCUGGACAGAUUACUGAGCCUGUCCCGGUCCUCAUUGAUUGGCGCCUUCAACGAGAAGGCACUGACUGGCUUCAUCACUGAUUUUCUCCAAGAAGCCUACAUCCCAGCCAUCAAUGAUGUGCUCCAAGCUGGGCUCCCACUUCCAGACUUCCUGGACACGAAUUACAACCUGGCAGAGCUGGACAUAGCAGAGAAUGCCCUGCUGCUGGACUUGAAGCUGGACUGA
Molecule: messenger RNA, 1428 nt
Organism: Eubalaena glacialis (North Atlantic right whale)
Lineage: Eukaryota; Metazoa; Chordata; Mammalia; Artiodactyla; Balaenidae
Gene: BPIFB6
Product: BPI fold containing family B member 6
Molecular function (GO): lipid binding
Source: RefSeq, a predicted model, not a curated record